AUGAGCCAUGAUUUAGAGCAGAAGUUCUUGUUAGGUGGCUGCACUCUCAAUGGCAAUGGAGAGACACAUGGGAUAAGCCCAGGAGAUGCUUUUCUAUUGGAGUUUGUGAGCACAUUUCUGCUGCUCUUUGUGGGCAUAACAGUGGCUUUUGACAAGAAAAGAAGAAAGGAAGUUGGCCAUGCCCUGGGUUUGCUUCAUGUUGUCAGCACCAAUGGGGCUAGGAGUUUUCAUUUCAAUAACAAUCACAGGGACGGCUGGCUAUUCUGGCGUUGGUCUCAACCCAGCAAGACCUUUCCAACGAAGGGUUUGGUGGUGCUGGAGGGAGAACACGACAUUCUGAGCAUAGGCGAGGCCUGCUUCAAAGGAAGCAGCACUCCUGUUUAUAUUCAGAAGUACGAGUAA
Prunus armeniaca (apricot) is the source of this 402-nucleotide messenger RNA. NCBI's taxonomy places the organism in Eukaryota, Viridiplantae, Streptophyta, Magnoliopsida, Rosales, Rosaceae. The record is from the annotation of a GenBank genome assembly.